AUGCGCUUCCUCGUCCAGCUUCAGCUUCUUGCAUUCGUCGCUGCACUAGCGCAUGCUGCCGCUAUGCCCUCGCCGGGUGGAUUGGCGGCCCGCCACGCUGAACCAGCCGUCGGGCACAUCGUGGCGCCCAAGAAGCGUCUCCUGGGUAUCUGUCUCUUUGGGCUCAGUAUAUUAGGAGACUGCGACGGGCCCAAGGCCCCCGCCCCAUCCGCUGUUCCACCCCCCAAUGUCGCUCCCUCCAGCUCCUCGGGGGGCAAUGCUACCGCAAUCCUUUCUUCUGGCGCUGGCCUAGGUCAGUCAUCCUCUCCGGCCUCUAUCACCCCUGCCCCCGCUCCCUCCACCUCGCAGGGUGUCGGUAUCGACCUCAACAUUACCUCGGCCCCCGGUUCUGCUGGUCUCAACUCGACUAUCACCCAGGCUGCAUUCGACCCCUACACUUACGUCUACCCCCAGCCCCCGCUUCCCGCCCGCUCAUACAACACCCCGGACUCUAUUUUCACGGUGGAUGGUGGCACCUUCAUCUCACCAUUCCCCACCACGAGGAGGUACAACUUGGUCAUCGACAAGGCUAAGGGUGCGCCAGAUGGCUUCCUUCGCAUGAUGUUCGUUAUCAACGGACAAUACCCUGCCCCCAAGAUCGAGGCCAACCAGGGCGACACGCUCGAGAUCACCGUCACCAACAAUCUCGACAUUCCCCAGGCACUCCACUGGCAUGGCAUGCGCCAGAAGGGCACCGGCUACGCCGACGGCGUCCCAGGCAUCCACCAGUGUCCCAUCUCGCCCGGACAGACCUUUACGUACAAAUUCAAGGUCGAGGUUGAAGCUGGCACUUACUGGUACCACUCGCACUACGGAAACACCAUGGGCGACGGCCUCAGCGGCGCUCUCAUCAUCCACAAGCGCAACAUGCCCAUGCAGCAGCUCCGUGACUACGACAGCGACCGUAUCGUCUACCUCUCGGACUGGAACGACAACCAGUCGAUGGUCAUCCUUAAAGCGCUACACAACAUGUCCGAGACGUACCGUGGGACGCCUUUCAUGGGCCCGCCCGAUGCCCUGCUCAUCAACGGUGUCGGCCAGACCGACUGCGCCAAGGCACAGAAGGGUGUGCCGUGCACACAGACCAGGAUGCCGAUUAUCAAGGGUGGUCAGAACGACAGGCUGCGCCUCCGACUCAUUAACCACGGCUCCGAAGCUCUCAUUCGCUACUCGAUCGAUAACCAUAUGCUGACGGUCAUCGAGAUCGACGAUACUCCCGUCAAGCCCGUGACCCAGAGCGAGGUCAUGCUCUGGCCUGGGCAGCGCGUUUCCGUCAUCAUCCGCCUCAACCAGGGCCGUUCCGGCUCGCAGUUCUAUAUGCGCGCUCGCAUGGCUCAGAAGUGCUUCAUUACCGAGGAGGUCCGUGAGACAAAGGCCAUCCUCCAGUACACCGGGUUGUUUGGCUGGAAUUGGUUCGGAACCCGGCCGGCCGUCGACAGCCCCUGGGGUGACCUCAAGAGCUCGAGGGACGAACUCUGCCACGAUAUGGACGAGUACCGGACUUACGAACCGUCCAUCAUCGAGCCAUCGCCGAGCGCGAACGGCGUGUCCGUUUUCAACUCGGCGUUCGGCAUCUUCAUCGACUACACUGGGGCCUCGUUUAUCGGCUUUGGCAUGAACGAUGUCACCUACGUCAACUACAUCAACAACCCGCUCCUCAAGCAGAUCAAGAACGGUGCCCAGCUCAACCCUCUGCAUGUUGCCUCGCACACGUGGCCAGCGGCCGGCGCGUACGACCUGAUCUUGAACCAACACGACACGGACCCAAUUGCCCACCCAUUCCACUUGCACGGACGUCCGUUCCACAUCCUGGCGCGUGGCAAGGGCGCGAUCUCUGCCGCGGAUCUUCAGAACAUUCCACUCAACACGGCUAACCCGCUGCGUCGUGACACGCUCUCCAUCCCUGGCUCCUCGUACGCUGUCCUUCGCGUCAUCACCGACGACCCCGGCGUCUGGCCCAUCCACUGCCAUAUCGGAUGGCACGUCGGCGUGGGCAAGCUCGGCGUGCUCGUUGUUCGCCCCGACGACAUCCGCAAAGACAACUACCCUCCGCAGUGGGACGGUUUGUGCGCCGGCAAGGACCCGAACGAGAUCGACUACGUCCGCCGCUCCAGCCUCGGUAUGAACCCCUCCACGGGUCUCGGCGCCGACGACGACUCGGACAUUGUUCACGAGAUCGCCAAGCGCCUCCCCUACCACCAGAAGCGCCAGGCUGUCAACUCCAACGGCACGCACUGGUGGGUCGGCAACACGCCGUACCACGGCCGCCUGCCCCUGGGCCUUGCCCUUUAA
Messenger RNA from Cutaneotrichosporon cavernicola, 2331 nucleotides. RefSeq lists its product as uncharacterized. The record is from RefSeq and is a predicted model, not a curated record. NCBI's taxonomy places the organism in Eukaryota, Fungi, Basidiomycota, Tremellomycetes, Trichosporonales, Trichosporonaceae. The transcript has a single exon. Gene Ontology annotation, molecular function: copper ion binding; oxidoreductase activity. Bases 1 to 2331 code for a protein of 776 amino acids.